Messenger RNA from Chironomus riparius, 1137 nucleotides. The record is from the annotation of a GenBank genome assembly. NCBI's taxonomy places the organism in Eukaryota, Metazoa, Arthropoda, Insecta, Diptera, Chironomidae.
AUUUAACCUCAAACAGGGGAACAACAACUGACGUGAAAUUUUUCGAGUGACAUUGUAUAAAAAUGACUUAAUUCCAGUGUCUGAUGAGCAUUAAUAUAGAAACUUCUGAUAGGUUUUCAUCGAAUAAUUAGCUGCAAUUUUGAAGUUAUAGCCCAAUAUUUUGGGUAAAACUAUUUCCCCCCGCUCCAUAAAAAUUCAAGGGGCUGAAAACUAAAAUUUUUGUUUACAUUUUUUGAAUUUUUCUGUUGAUCAAAUCGUAUUUAGCAUAAUUAAGACUUAACGAUGUACUCAUUCAUCCAUACAAUCCAGAAACUUGAAAAGUCAUACAUGAAUGCAUUCAAACUCGGUGCAAGCGAUGGAAAUGAAGAAACAUUCAGCGAUCCAGCAAUUAAAGGACAGUUUAAGGCACAGUUCAUGAAGUUGUGUGAGAUUGAACAGUCUGCUAAUGAGGAGCUAGACAUGAUAAGGAACUUCAAAUGUACUUCAAUCGAUAAUUUUGAUAAGGAAUACAAAUAUGCUCAUUCGGAACUAAAGAAGAAGGCAUCAAAUUCCGAAGAACUGCCGAAAUACAAGAAAUUUAGGGAUGAAAUCGAUAAGGUUGUUGUCAUGGACUCAGCAGAGGAACCAAGUACUUCAAAUGUUACAAUGAUUGAUGCUGACAUGAUGGUGCAAGAGACACAGCUUUAUAUAGAUCCAAUUAGCAAGCAAUACAUUCAAAAUCCAGUCAAAAAUACCCUUUGUGGUCAUAUUUAUGAGAAGAAGACUAUUUUAGAAGCAAUCAAUAUGAAUAAGCGAAUUCGUUGUCCAUAUAUGGGAUGCAGUAAUAAACGGCAUGUUGCUGUGGAGAAUCUCGAAGAAGAUCAUCAACUGAAAGCUAAGUUGACUAAAUUAAUUACACAAAGAGAGCUAGAAAUGGAUGAAGAUGAUGACUAGAGAUUAACUGCCAUAAUUUAUUCAAAAAUAGUUCAACACCCCUUUUUGAGCUCGUUUUUCUUGUUAAAAUUAUUAUUCAUCAGAUUUCUCAUUCUAUCAAGUCUUUAAUUCAAGCCAAGUCAAUUAUGUUAUCAAUUACGUAUUAAAAAGCAUCUAAAUGUACAAUAAAUCAUAUUUUUAAGCUAUUUUACAAGAAAAUUGAAG